Ustilago hordei is the source of this 1008-nucleotide messenger RNA. RefSeq lists its product as uncharacterized. The transcript has a single exon. NCBI's taxonomy places the organism in Eukaryota, Fungi, Basidiomycota, Ustilaginomycetes, Ustilaginales, Ustilaginaceae. The record is from RefSeq and is a predicted model, not a curated record. The coding region runs from base 1 to 1008 and encodes 335 amino acids.
AUGCCAGUCUUUGUUGCUUUUGAUGAAUGUGUGGAGCUGAUUGUCGAAAGGCUGGGCUCAUCUGAUGGAGGGAUUUCUAAAGGCAACCAACUCAACAGCCUUCAUUGUGCAUGGCACCAUCUGCUCGAGCUUGAAUGCGAGACAGACCAUGUAAGCUUCUGGCUUGUGCUUCUCAGUACCAACACGGGUGCUGCUAGGCUUAUUGAGCAGAAGGAAGGUCAAGCCUUGCUGCGAGCAAGAGAAAAGAAUCCACUACCCAUCUUUGUCAGUCUGGAUUUUGAUGUGUUGCACAGCAAAAAGUGCAUGCUCGCCUCUCCCAAAGAGGUUUGUAAAGCUCAUCAAGUAUGCAGCUAUGGCCGACCGCUGUGGGACUCACUUCCUCACAGGGAUUGGUGGGAUAUAGCUGUGCUCAAGCUGCUUGGUGCCAAAAAGUUUCAUGCCUCGGAUGCAAUGCAAUGCUACAAUGUCCUUGCCUCCCAUCUGGCAUUGCAACUCAUUCCCACCCAUUCUGGAGAGCUGUACAGGCAAAGGAAGGCCAUGGAGACUGCUUCUGUUGACAGGCAUAUGCACAUCUUACGAGAGGUCGUUCAACACAGAGAUCUCAACAUCGACUCGCCUUCUGAGCCUGCAUUGAUGGUUGCUGCCACCAUUGUCAUGUCAGCAACACCAGAGGACCAACAGAAGGUGCCUCCUACAACAAGGCAUGCCCAGCUAAUUGACACCUUCACCAAGCAUUGCCUCCCUUUGCUGGAUACACAGUGUCUCAAAGGUUUGCAGGGCAAGUUCAUUGCAUGCUUUGUCCUGAUGGUUGCAUGGGAUGUGGCAAAGCUGCCAGCUUUGUCUGUAAAAGGGGACAAAUGCUACCCUGCCAAGGUCUUCUUGGCACCUGUUGACCUGCAAGCCUACCUGAAGAAGCUUGCAACCCUGGAUGAACCCGAUGAGGUGCUGCUCAAUCACAAGCUCAAGGAAGCAUGCAAUACUGUAUGCGACAGGCUUGACACUCAUUGA